AAGUGGCGAUUGCCAUAAAGCUGAAUAUUCAGCCUGCGCUCAUAUGACCGUCUUUCGGAAAUGAUGCUGUGGCCGUUGCUCUUUUAUCUGUUUACACCGUCUGGUGUUUUUGCCGGACGAUAUUUUAACGACAAUGAACCGUGUUUCAAACCUCUACCAAGGAGAGGUCGACUGGGAAUUAAGACUGUGCCACGUUUUCAUGAAUAUAUGAACGUUGUGGAGCUGCCUACAGCCUGGGACUGGAGAAAUGUCAACGGGACCAAUUUUGUCAGUACUACUCGCAAUCAGCACAUCCCCCAGUACUGUGGAUCCUGUUGGGCUCACGGUAGCACAAGCGCACUUGCAGAUCGCAUUAACAUCAAGAGGAAGGGAGCAUGGCCAUCUGCAUAUCUCUCAGUCCAGAAUGUUAUUGAUUGUGGGCAAGCUGGGUCCUGCCAUGGGGGUGAUCAUUCAGGUGUGUGGGAGUAUGCCAACCGCCAUGGCAUCCCUGAUGAAACGUGCAACAACUACCAGGCCAAAGACCAAAAAUGCAAGCCAUUUAAUGAGUGUGGCACAUGCACUACAUUUGGCCAGUGCAAUGUUGUGAAGAAUUACACUCUCUGGAAGGUUGGAGACUAUGGAUCCAUCAGUGGCCGGGAGAAGAUGAAAGCCGAGAUUUAUUCUGGGGGACCCAUCAGUUGUGGAAUAAUGGCUACUGACCAACUGGAUGCAUACACUGGGGGUGUAUACUCUGAAUAUGUACAGGAUCCUUUUAUUAACCACAUUGUGUCUGUGGCUGGCUGGGGUGUUGAUGAGAAUGGAGUGGAGUACUGGAUUGUUCGUAACUCCUGGGGUGAGCCAUGGGGUGAGAAGGGCUGGUUAAAGAUUGUGACUAGUGCUUAUAAAGGUGGCAGUGGGAGCCAUUAUAACCUGGCACUUGAAGAAGACUGCAUGUAUGGGGACCCUGUCUUGCCAGAAAAAUACACACAUUGAUCUGGAGAACAGCGGAAGCACCCAGAUUUGAUUUUGCCUGCAACAGUUAACUAAAUCUACUUAAUUCAAUUGAUUUUAGGCAUUGAAUGUCUGUGUACCUACUGACAUUACUGCAAACGACUGUGCUGUCUUUUUUUUUUAAUGUAGUAAAAUUAACCAUACACCAAUUAUGCUACAGCUAUAUCAACAUGACUUUCAAAUUUUUUUUCAAUUGACCACUGUAGAAUAUUGCAUGUUCAACAUGGUCCCGAGAAGUGAUUUUAAAUACAGAUGCACUAAACUGUUUACACAAGUUGUAGAUUCAUAUGUUUUAACAAUCACACUUUACUUUCUUACAUAAUUGAGUCCAGGUUUUGCUUCUUUACUACUGCCAGCAUUUGCCCAAUAAUCUCUCUGCUACUUCACAGCAACCUGAGGACAUGUUUUUUUUUGUUUGUUUGUUUUUUUUGAUUGAAAAAAGGUCAUCAUAGAAAAUAAAUGGGAUGAUCAAAAUGG
Neoarius graeffei (lesser salmon catfish) is the source of this 1467-nucleotide messenger RNA. It is a transcript of the gene ctsz, whose product is annotated as cathepsin Z. Gene Ontology annotation, molecular function: cysteine-type endopeptidase activity. The record is from RefSeq and is a predicted model, not a curated record. Gene Ontology annotation, cellular component: lysosome. NCBI's taxonomy places the organism in Eukaryota, Metazoa, Chordata, Actinopteri, Siluriformes, Ariidae. The coding region runs from base 61 to 972 and encodes 303 amino acids. The transcript has 6 exons.